AUGGAGCAACAGCAGCAGCAACAGGCAAAUUUUGUAGCCGAGCAAGUGGAGGGCGGCGCUUUGCGUGUACGCAUAAAGCGCCUAACAGAGCACGAAAUUCGACGCUACAGUAGAAGUGACAGCAGCGGUGGAGACCGGUCGAGUAAUUCGAGCGACAACAACAGCACCGGAGGCGAGCAUGACGACGCUGGCCGGCCAAGUAGCCCCAGCGAGGGCGGUAGCAACAGUGGCAGGCAACAACAAGAAAUCGGCGUCGAGGACAUCGAAAGCCUCGAAAGUACGCAGCCGUUCGUACUGCCCCAAAAUAGUGAAGAUGCAGACAUGGCUGCCUAUUGGGGUGCAGAGUACUUGGCAAACAAUACGCCACAUUUGACGAGCGAAGAGGAGGAGAUGGAGCACGAAUCAUCGCACGUAAACGUACGAUCCGACGACAGCGGGCCAAGCGGUGAAUGUGAUGGCGAAGUAGAGCGGGCACCAACACCCAUAACCAUCUCGUCCGACGAGGAAGAGGAGUAUGCCAAAAGGCAGGGCGAAUUCUCCAUCGCUACGCAAGACGCCAGACACCUCGGUAACGGGUACGUAGAGUAUGCGCGCCAUAUUGACAUGCGCAUCAGGCUAUACGACCCGAUGGCAUCGGAAGAGCCCCUUCCACCGCCGCAACAGCUGUGCCUUAGUGAGGGCGCGAUCGAGGCGUGUACGUUGGCGAGCGGUGGACGAAGUGAUUUUGUGGAGGAGGCGCCGGCGGAAGCGGAUUUUAGUGUGGCAGCAGAUGCCGACUUAGUGGCGGAAAUAGAGCGUUGGCUAGAAGAGGCUGAGCCGAGAGUGCCAUCGGAGUGGCAGGUCCAUCCGGACGUAGGUGCGUUGCCGGAAGAGUUGGUGACGGAAAUUGAGUCGCACGUAAACCACCAGCAACUGAAGCGGCAGUCAUUCAGACGCAUCGUGAACGGACAGGCGUACAGAGUGCGAAUCACCAAAACUGGCAAGGUGACCUAUAAGAAAUACCUACAACAUACAAUACCUACAUAAAAUGUAUAAAGCACAAACAAUUGUAAUGAGGAUAACUGUCUGCGGAUGGACAAACAUGGUAUCAAAGGAGCAGUGCUAACAAG
This is a messenger RNA of Rhagoletis pomonella (apple maggot), 1109 nucleotides long. RefSeq lists its product as uncharacterized. The transcript has 2 exons. Bases 1 to 1026 code for a protein of 341 amino acids. The record is from RefSeq and is a predicted model, not a curated record. NCBI's taxonomy places the organism in Eukaryota, Metazoa, Arthropoda, Insecta, Diptera, Tephritidae.